CUUACUUCUGUCCAUAGAUGAUUAUCCAUCCUACCUACAUACUCUGACUGGCUGCGAUACUAUCCGCGCCUAUGCCGUGGAUUAUCUACCCCAGCAACUUGGUCAUCUCUGACUGAGUCAUAGGGCGAUCCGAUACCGGCUCAGCAACAUAUCAACUCGCAUCUGGUCCGGAUACUAUGACAGAGCAGGAACAAGCCAAGCUCUCUCUGACUAUCAUUCUCGAGCCCAGUAUUUGCAGGAUAUAUCAACUUACUCCAUUUUCCUGCCUGAUGGGCCCCACUGGCAGCUUCCAGAUCGUCCCAGCUCAAACUGCCGAAGACUUUGCAACAGCUAGGACAUUAUUUAGGGCGUACGCUGAAUCGCUCGGUAUCGACCUCGCUUUCCAGAGCUUCGAAUCCGAACUACAGAACCUACCUAGCCAGUACGGUUCUCCGCAUGGAGCGUUGCUGCUAGCUUACGGAAUUGAUCCCAAAAUUGCCCUUGGCUGCGUGGCCGUCCGUCCACUCGUCAAGAAAUCCCACGAAGCCGCGCAACCUCAAAACGAAGUUCGAUCAUGCUGUGAAGUGAAGCGGCUGUAUGUGUCUCCUGAAGCACGGGGGAUGGGUCUCGGAAAGGCACUUGUGGAUGCAAUCAUCCAGAGGGCCAAGGAAUUGGGUUAUCGUGAAAUGAGACUCGAUACGCUGCCGUCCAUGACUGGGGCGCAGCAACUCUAUAAACGCGCUGGGUUUGUCGAAAUACAAGCCUACUACGAGACGCCUCUUGAAGGGACUCUGUUUCUCGGAUUAAAUCUUAGUUGAUUUGAUUUUGUCAGGGUUAUGCGAGCUAUGGACUGUAUCAUCAAGGAAGCAGGGUCGCGGUGUUAUUUGGCAAAGUACAGUAAUAAACAGUUCAUCCAGACUCAGACUGUUGAGCUUGAUAUGAUAAUUGGUCACCCACUGCAGUUUUCGCUGCCUCGUGCCAAAGAAGGGAAGUCAUCAUAGUCUGGGAAAGAGUUGAUGGAAUAACCGUCAUGAGCCCGACAUUAGAGCUCACAGGCAGCUACUCCAUCCGAUGUGAUGAUUUGAUAGAUCUGGAAACAAUACUUUGUGUUCCGUUCUGUGUAGGUAAACUUGAGUGCUCAAAUCUGAGCUCACUCAGUGUUGUUGAUGAAAAACUGGGAAGC
Messenger RNA from Aspergillus novofumigatus IBT 16806, 1162 nucleotides. Its product is annotated as GNAT family N-acetyltransferase. The coding region runs from base 270 to 797 and encodes 175 amino acids. The record is from RefSeq and is a predicted model, not a curated record. Gene Ontology annotation, molecular function: acyltransferase activity, transferring groups other than amino-acyl groups. NCBI's taxonomy places the organism in Eukaryota, Fungi, Ascomycota, Eurotiomycetes, Eurotiales, Aspergillaceae. The transcript has a single exon.